This is a messenger RNA of Triplophysa dalaica, 1217 nucleotides long. It is a transcript of the gene tmem144b, whose product is annotated as transmembrane protein 144b. Gene Ontology annotation, molecular function: carbohydrate transmembrane transporter activity. Gene Ontology annotation, biological process: carbohydrate transmembrane transport. Lineage: Eukaryota; Metazoa; Chordata; Actinopteri; Cypriniformes; Nemacheilidae. The record is from RefSeq and is a predicted model, not a curated record. Bases 1 to 1152 code for a protein of 383 amino acids. Gene Ontology annotation, cellular component: membrane. The transcript is spliced from 12 exons.
AUGGCUUUUAUAGCUGAAAUUGUGCUUUUUGUUAUAACAUGCUUUAGUACAUUGUCAGCUGAAGAGCCCCCUUGCACAAGCAGUGGCACUGCCAAGGUCUUUUCCUCUAAUGAAGCCAAUAGUACUGACACAACCUAUGGCUUUGUGGCAUGUGUGCUUGCAAUACUGCUAUAUGGAAGUAAUUUUGUUCCUGUUAAAACGAUAGAUACUGGAGAUGGAAUGUUUUUCCAGUGGGUAUCGUGCUCGGCGAUAUGGUUCGUUGGACUGGUUGUUGACACUUUGUUUCACCCAUCUAGAUCCCAUCCUGCAGCUAUGAUCGGGGGAGCAAUUUGGGCCACUGGAAAUAUAACCGCUGUGCCCGUUGUGAAGUUUAUUGGCCUUGGACUUGGAAUUUUGCUUUGGGGAUCCAGUGGACUACUCAUUGGAUGGGCAAGCUCAAGGUUUGGUUGGUUUGGGUUGCAACCAGAGGAUGUAUCCAAACCCAUACUCAAUUAUUGUGGAGCUGGCCUUUGUUUGCUCAGUGCCAUCAUAUUCUUCUUUGUGAAAAGCGAUGUUCAGAAACGUUCUUCUGCUGAAACCAUGCCUUUGUUGAUUGAUGACAGGAGGUUAAACCCUGACAACUCAAGUUCCAGUGAUUCAUGGGUGGACACGAUUUCACCAAGGAGCAAGAGAGUGUUUGGGUGCAUCUUGGCCAUAUUUGCAGGUGUCCUUUAUGGCUGUUCUUUUGUGCCCGUAUUUUAUAUUAAAGUCCAUGCCACAACCAAUUCCAGUAUGUUCUUAGGAUCCAGUCAGAAUGAAAUUGACUACUGCUUUGCCCAUUACAGUGGAAUUUUCCUCAUGAGCACGGUGUAUUUUCUUGCUUACUGUGCAGCCAUGAAGAACAGACCUCGGAUAUACCCCAGAGCUAUCUUACCUAGUUUCUUAAGUGGCUUGAUGUGGGGAAUAGCCACAUAUGCCUGGCUAAUGGCAAACUACUACCUAAGUGCAGUGAUCACAUUCCCUAUAAUUAAUGCUGGUUAUGGUUUAGUGGCUGCCCUGUGGGGAAGUGUUGUAUUUAAAGAGGUCAAAGGUGUCGGGAAUCUGCUGACGUUUGUUUUGGCAACUUGCGUCGUCCUAGCUGGCUCCAUCCUAACAGCUUAUUCGAAGCUUUAAGUCUGUGCAUGAUAUUACCACAAGGUGGCAAUGGCGGAUAAGUCUUCUGUCAGCAUUCAGCUUCA